This is a messenger RNA of Parascedosporium putredinis, 582 nucleotides long. The record is from the annotation of a GenBank genome assembly. Lineage: Eukaryota; Fungi; Ascomycota; Sordariomycetes; Microascales; Microascaceae.
AUGAUUACUUCACGAAUUUCGCGGGUUCUGACCAUUUUGGCCCUUCUUGGUACAGUACCCGCGGAGCUCUGCCUCGCCGUCCUUCGAAUCGGCUUCAAGGGGAGAGCCCACCCAAAAUGGACCAUCGGUCAGAAUGCGACCAUUGAGUCUAUAAAAGCCAUUCUUCACGUGGUCUCGACUUUGCGCAUUGUGCCAAAGCUUACCCUUUCCGCUGGAUUUGAGAAGGAACGAUUUGUGUCGGUUUUGCCCGCGCCCGCUAGCACCUACAAGGGGCCCACCGACGAUAAAGAGAUUCGCCCGGUCGCGAUUGGUGGGACAUGGACGCCGAGGGUGCCGGACACGCGACGGUCGGCCGAAGGCACGUCUUCCUUACUUGUGCUUCUUCAUUUCCACGGUGGCGCCUACGUUGUAGGAGACGGCAGGGAUGGGGAUACGGGAUUCCUCAUCAAUACGCUUUUGGAACACGGGGGUUACACCCACGUCUUCACCCCCAGUACAGACUUGCUAGCCACUCUGGCGGUAGAUUUCCUGCGGCUCUUCAGGAUGCUAUAUCGUCGUAUAUAUAUCUGCUUCACGACCUGA